Messenger RNA from Macadamia integrifolia, 4489 nucleotides. RefSeq names its product disease resistance protein RPV1-like. Lineage: Eukaryota; Viridiplantae; Streptophyta; Magnoliopsida; Proteales; Proteaceae. Bases 2004 to 3449 code for a protein of 481 amino acids. The transcript is spliced from 6 exons. Gene Ontology annotation, biological process: defense response to fungus. The record is from RefSeq and is a predicted model, not a curated record.
AUGUUAUUAUUUAGGGUAAUUCCUUGUCACUACCUCGUAAAAUCAAGAAUUUCUAACAUGUGCUAGAUGAUAUGAAAAUGGCAUUCCCUGAUAUUGAUUAUUCCCCUGAGGUUCGAAUAAAUAUCGGUGAUAUUGAUUAUGCUUUCCAACAAGUAUAUACAAAUUGAAGGGGAGAUGAAGUAGUAGUAAAGGUUGGAAGCAGGGCGGAGGAGGACAAAACAAAGAUUGUUAAUAUUAUUAUUAUUAAUAAUCAACAACAAAUGCUCAUCUCUGUCCUCCCUAUACUAGGAUUGGAGAAUAUUGGCAAGAAAACACUAGCAAAGCUCGUCUUCGAUGACGAGUCAAUUAAGUCACAUUUUGAUCUCAGAUUUUGGGUUAAUAAUGAUAAUAAUGUGUGGAGGUUCCACGUGAGAAGGAUUGUAACUGAAAUAGUUGAACAGUUUCUUAGAAGUAUGGGUGGUGGUGAUUUACAGCACAUGUUAGAAGAGAUUUUGAGUGGGAAAAGGUUUUUACUUGUGUUGACCGACGUGUCUCUCAUAAUCGGAGAUGAAAGAUGGCAUAAUUUAAAAACUUUGUUAAGAGUUGGCUCCAAAGGGAGCACAAUCAUUGUAACAACACAAUAUAAACAAGAUGUGAUACAAGUGGGGACAAUUCCUCCAUAUGAAUUAAGCAGACUAUCAAUAGAAGAAAGUUGGGCAUUGUUCAGGAGAAAUGUAUUUGGGAGAGGAAGUGCAGUACUGGAGACUCCAGAUCUAGUCACAAUAGGAUUGGAACUUGUUGAAGAAUGCCAAGGUUUUCCGUUCGCUUUAGCAAUCCUAGGUGCCAAGAUCCGCUUCAUGACAAAUAUACAAGAGUGGACAACUGUCCUAAAUACUAUGAAAGCACUACGUAGCAAUGGCUAUUCAGUUAUUGCUUCCAUGCUGAAGAUUUGUUACAAUGACAUGGAGUCACCAUUGAAACGAUGCUUUUCAUAUUGCCCAGUAUUUCCCUAUAAUUUUAUAAUUGAAAAGAAGAAAUUGAUUCAACUAUGGAUGGCUCAAGGUUUCCUAGAACAAGAAGCAUCAUCAUCAUCAUUGUCCAUUAAUAAUAAUUGUGGUGGAGAUCAUGAUGAUGUAAUAUUAAUGGAGGAGGAGGAGGAGGAUAUAGGUAAUGCAUAUUUCAAAUCAUUGGUGCUUAGGUCCUUCCUUCGAGUAGUCAAAUUCGAUGAUAAUGGUGAACCAUUAGAAUGCACGAUGGAUGCCUCUUUACAUAAUUUUGCACAGUAUAAUGUACGAUCAAUUUUGUCUCGGACAUUAGUUGAUAGGCCACAUCAUAAUAUUUAUUAUUAUGAUCGGUUAUCAGAUUUUAAGAGACUGCGCGUACUAGAACUCAUACACUUCAACAAAGAUGAGUUGCCAUCCUCAAUUGGAGAGUUAAUACACUUGAGGUAUCUUGAUCUUUCCCAUGGUCGGUUUAAAGCAUUACCUGCUUCCAUUUCCAAACUCUACCAUUUGCAAACUUUGAAGUUGUUGCAUUGUAGAUUUCUUCAAAGAUUGCCCAAAGGAAUGACAAAACUGAUCAACCUGAGGCAUCUAGAAAUUGAAAAAAGGCUGAACAUUCUAAGAGGUAUAGGGAAACUGCAUCACCUUUGAACCUUAACUUCAUUUAAGGUGGGAAACAUUACUGUUACCGAUGAUGAAGCUGGUAUUGAAGAGCUGGGAUGUCUAAAACAACUUGAAGGAAGUUUGAGUUUAAGUGGUCUCAGCAAUGUGAAAAAUAGAGCAGAUGCUAAAGCAUCAAAUUUAAAGGAGAAGCAAAAACUCCAAGAGUUGAUAUUAGAUUGGGACUUGGAUUGGCAUGUUCAUAGAGACGAGGACGUCUUGGAGGAGCUCCAACCUCAUCCAAAUCUAUUUCUUCUGAGGAUACUACGUUACAAUGGCACCAAUCUCCCUACAUGGAUACAUAAUGGGAGUUCGCAUCUCUCAAAUUUAAAGGAACUGUGUAUUUACUCAUGUCAUCAUGUAAUGUCUUUGGAAAUGAAAGGCUUGAGGUCUCUUCGGAAAUUGAUGAUUGCAAAAUGUGAAAAUCUGGAGUAUGCAGGAGUUGAGGGUCUAAUGCACUUGGAGCAUUUGGAAUUCAAGGGAUGUGAUAAGCUCAAAUCUCUUGUUGCGAACCAGGAACAGCAUCAAGUGGAUCCUUCACGAGAUGAGCAAGUGCAUCACAACAUAACCGAUCUUCGAAGUUUUGCAAAGCUGCAGAUAGAAAGUUGCAAUCAUCUUACAACUUUACCAAAGAAGCUCUUGCAAUCACUGAAGAUGUUGCAUAUAGAAAAUUUUGUUUAUCCAAUGGUUUUGAUGAAGGGCAUCGAAGAACUUUCAUUGCUUCAACACUUGCAAAUAGAAAAUUGUUCAAAUCUAGAGGAGUUCCCAAAGGGGAUAGGACAGCUCUCAUCGCUUCAAUACUUUGCAAUUAGUGGAUGCCCUAAGCUCAUGUUUUUAUCAGAAGAGAUGCAACACUGGACAUCCCUGCAAACAUUGAGUGUAGUUUCUUGUGCAAAUCUAAGGGCUCUGCCAUGUGGCAUUGUGGAACUUACCUCACUUCACGAAUUGGAGAUCAACGGAUGUGACAACUUGGCUUCUCUUCCGGACAGAAUUCAAGAAUUGAAGUCAUUACAGAAGCUGAUGAUUGAGCGGUGUUCAUAUUUGAUGGAUCUACCGGAUGGCUUAAAAUACCUCUCAUUGCUUAAAGAAUUUGAAAUUUCGAGUUGCAAUAGCUUGAGAUCUUUGCCUGGAGAGAUGCAGAGAUUAACAUCACUAGAAAAACUGAAGAUAGAAGGUUGUGAUAAUCUGAAAAUAUUACCAGAUGAAUUGGGGAACCCCUCAACCCUUCGUGUUUUGGCUAUAAUUGGUUGUCCUAAGCUACAAACUCUGCCAGAGGGCUUGAGGAAACUCCAAAACCUUCGUAUAUUAGAAAUUACUGCUUGUUCCAAUCUAACAUCUUUACCAAGUGGCUUGGGAGACCUCUCAUCACUUCGAUCUCUGUACAUCCAAAGAUGCCUUAAAUUGACGUCAUUCCCGGAAAAUUUGCAGCGGAUGACAUCCUUACAAGUACUUUGGUUGAUCGAGUGUCUGAAACUAAAAGAUUUGUACACAGGGUUGGGAUUUCUCUCAGCACUUGAGAAGUUGACCAUCUGGGGAUGUCAUAACCUCAUCAAGCUUUUUCCUGGGGAGGACUUCUUGGGGAUUCAAGCCCUGAACUCAUUACAAGAGCUGAUCAUUUCGAAUUGUUCAAAACUACAAACCCUUCCAUACAGAUUGGAGAAUCUUCCGUCACUUAAAGUGCUGGUUAUUUGGAAGUGCCCUGAAUUGGAGUCUUUCGAGAACGUGGUAAUAGAACUGAAAGAAAGAAAGUUAAGAAAACUGAACAUAAGAGACUGCCCUUACCUGGAGACCAUAGAUGAUGCAUCUUAAUCCUCUUGUUCACAUCAUCCUUACUCCUCCACACUACAGCAGAGGUACUAUUAUCAGGGAAGCUAGGGAGUUGAUGAAUCUGUGGAUCAUCCAAAGAAGGGAGGAACUGAAGAAACUAGUACAGAACAACUUCAUGUUUUGAAAAUGGCUAGCAUUCCUUCAGACAGCACUAGUACGACUGUACGAGUGGGACAGAUCCGGCCUGUUGUCCCAAGUACGAGACGAGGUCAUAAUAGGGCCACUAAAACAAUGUCAAUGCAGUCUUGACAGAAGAAGAGAGUAGACCUCAAUGAGCACCAUCAGGGCAUUCAUCAUAUCACAUCCUAAUUCAUUACUUGAAUGGGAACCAUCAUAGGGAACAAUAUUGUGCUGCCUUGUAAUUAUCCUGACUCGUGCAAAAUGCCAGAGCACUUUGGAAGAAAAUUCAGUACAUUGUCUUGUAGGAGAAAUAUGAAAUUGAUGUUGUUGGUAAGAAAUGGGUCUUCCGAAAAAUGGGUCUACAGUGGAAGGCCCUUAAGCUCGAAUGAACGGCUGAAAUAUUUGAUAGAUGUGAUAGUCAUAACGAGUUAAUUGAGAAAUGUGAUACUCGUGUUCCACUGUUGAGGGCCCUUAAGGUGAGGAGCCUUCAAUGUUCGAGAUGUUUAUGAUUAGACAUAAGAAGAAGAACUGACAACCGUUAGAUGUGGCUUAAGAAGAAACAAUGAUCCGAACGAUCCCACUGCAUCAGGACCCUUUGGACGUACAAAGCUCAAUGAGGAGUUGAGUCAGUUGCCCUAAGAAAUAAGAAAUUACAAAGCAAUCAAAGAAUGCAUCUUCACCAAGGUUAUAGAAAAUGAUACUCACGUUCGAAUGCGCCUGCUCGGAGUUGGAGUAAGCCCAAACGACCUUGGACUAAUAAAAAUGCGCCAGAACAAAGAGUUGUAUUGUCAAAUGGCAGAGUUGGACCAAGAAGUGGCAGAAGAAAGAAAGAAGUUGAUGGAAGCAUUGACAGAACUCACAGAAGUAAGAAAAAAGAUGAAGCAAGAGCUGGAAGAAGAAAA